CUUAAUCAGUAAAUCAUGAAAUUAGUUAUAUACUUGUUUUAUCUAUUUCGGACGGGUAAAUAAUAUUUUAUUGAGAUUGUCCUCAAACUUUACGGACAACCUCGUACAGACGUCAUACAGAUAGAGGGUAUGAAAAAGCCUUUGUUACCGUGGCUGAUAUCGAUAUCACGAUUGUCAUAAAUUGAAUUUUACAUACAAUUUACUUGUAUGUAUACUACUAAUUAUAUCAUAAAAUGUGUAACGUUGGUUUUUCCGUUUGAAUGGUUUACACUAGUAAUUUUUUGGGGCCCUUAAUAGCUUGCUGUUCGGUGUGAUCCAAUGCUCCGUGUUGAAGGCCGUACCUUGACCUAUAAUGGUUUACUUUUAUAAAUUGUAACUUGGAUUGAGAGUUUUCUCAUUGGCACUCAUACCACAUCUUCCUAUAUCAAUGUAUUGUUUAUAUUUAUAAUUUUCAGAUACUGAGCGAUGGUAAUUAUCUUUAAUUAGUCAUCGAAUGAAUAAAGUGCCAAAAAAAAUGAAUUUUUCCAGAUCAGCAAAAAAUGUGUGCAUAGGUGUUGUAGUCUUUUUAAUCAGCAUAUGGUUUCUAUGGACUCUAAAAAUAAUAAAGAACUUUGAAAUAGGAGACAUGAAGAUUGUUCAUAAACAACCGCAAACUACAUGGUCAAAUACAUCUAAUUUUACCAUAUUAUUUUACGCGUAUCCUUCCUAUUUUAACGCAAAGUACAUUGUUUUUGAUAAAUGUGAAUACACAAACUGUAAAGUUACUACAGACAAAACAGUAUUUAACAAAAGUGACGCUGUUAUCUUUCAUCAUAAUGGAAUGUCAACAUCGCCUAACAAGUUAAAUGGUCAAAUAUGGAUAUUUGCUUCUUUAGAGAGUCCAUAUCACACUUAUAAAACAUUUCGCAAUGACCCAUUUAAGAUGAAAUUUGAUUGGACAAUGACGUACCGAAAAGAUUCCGAAGUGUUUGCACCGUACGGAUUUGUGAGAAAACAACUUUACAUUCCAAAAAAGAAUUACACUUCUAUAUUCCUGAAUAAAACAAGAAAUAUUGCCUGGGUCGUAAGCCACUGCCAAACUAUAUCAAAGCGAGAGCUUUAUGUGAAGGAGUUAUCGAAAUUUAUUGAUGUUGAUAUAUAUGGAGCAUGUGGGAAACCUUGCUCAUCCACAUCUGCAGAAGAGUGUAAAAAACUUUUAAGUAAAACGUACAAAUUUUACUUGUCUUUUGAAAAUUCAUUGUGCAAAGACUAUUUGACAGAAAAAAUAACAACAAUGUACAUGCAUAGUAUGAAUUUUAUUCCAAUCGUUCGAGGUGCACCUAAUCCCGGAGAUCAUCUACCACAAAAGACAUACAUUUCAACGUCUGAUUUUAAGUCCCCCCAGAAUCUAGCGGCUUUUCUUAAAAAGAUAGGUACCGAUGAAACACGCUACAUUUCAUAUUUGAAAGAAAAGAACAAAUAUUUGUUUCAUACAGAUCCAAAUUUUCAGUCUGGAAUGUGUGAUAUAUGUUAUCAUUUAAAUGUAAGACGACAAAAGCCAAAAACCAAAAAUCUCACCAAAUGGUUAUGGGAAAAUCAGUGCCAGGAACCAAAAGACAUACCCUCUUGAACUAUUGAAUAAAGAACAUAUUCAAAUUAUUUAUGAACGAUACAAAUAAGGCAAUUCUUUGCAACCGGAAUGGAUAUGGUUUUAAGUUUUUUACGUUUUAUUGUCAUUUAAUUGCAAUGUAAUGUUUUAAAAGGGUUACUAGUAAUAUAAAUAAGAAGAUGUGGUAUGAGUCCCAAUGAGACAACUCUCCAUCCAGGUCACAAUGUAUAAAAGAAAUACUAGACAAAGCAGUAAAAGAACUCUUACAAAAACUGUUAUAAAAUGCCAACUUUGUUUUAGUAAAAAAAAGUACUAGUACCUGCAACUGACUGGAUCACAUGACUGAUGUUAGUAGUUCUACUGAAAACAUAAAAGUGUUACAAGUUG
Molecule: messenger RNA, 1975 nt
Organism: Mytilus californianus (California mussel)
Lineage: Eukaryota; Metazoa; Mollusca; Bivalvia; Mytilida; Mytilidae
Product: glycoprotein 3-alpha-L-fucosyltransferase A-like
Exons: 2
Coding region: 494-1609 (371 amino acids)
Cellular component (GO): membrane
Molecular function (GO): alpha-(1->3)-fucosyltransferase activity
Source: RefSeq, a predicted model, not a curated record